CCUGGUAUGGUUGUGUUCGGCGAGUUGAGAGUUGUGACAUUCAGCACAACAUCAAACACGUGUUGUAAAAAUGCUUGAAUGGAUUUUGUAAUCAUCAGUGAUUAUUAAAACCCUCGGUGCGACCUAAUAGUUGAACUUACAGCGAAGUGUAAUUGUUCUUUGUUGUGUACAUUUGUUUCAAAAGCAAACAGUUGAAUUAUGAAACCUGGAACUAACAUAAAGUUGGGCCAGAAAAAGAAAAAUGCUCUUUCAAAACAAAAAAAAGCUGAUCUUGGUGCUAUGAGUGUGGAUGAUUUCAUGCAAAGUGGCUUUGAUAUAUCCGACGAGAGUGAAGACGAAAGUAAUGUGGAUGAAAAUAGAAACGGCAAUAUAGUUUCCUCCGAAGAAGAUCGUAAUGAUUCUGAUUCAGAAAAUGAGGGGGAAGAGGAGGAAAAUGAAGACGAUGGUGAAGGAGAAAGUGAAGAUGAAGAUGAGGAAAAUGAUUCUGACAUAGAUGGACUGGUUGAUGAUGAUGAUGAGGGGAGCGAAGGUGAUGAGGAGGGGAGCGGAGGUGGUGAUGAGGAGGGCAGUGAAGGUGAUGAGGAGGGCAGUGAAGGUGAUGAGGAGGGGAGUGAAGGUAACGAGGAGGGAAGUGAUGAUGAGCGGGAGGGUGAGAGCAGCAAUAGCAGUAAAAAGAAUAAGAAGAAAGUUAGUAAAAAUGAAGACGAUGAAGGUGAUUGGACUUCAGAGAAAUUUAGUCACAAAAAGGCUGUAGCUAAACUUAAAAAAUCAGAUCCAGAGUUUUACAAAUUCUUACAACAAAAUGACAAAGACUUGCUUAACUUUGAUGAAUCUGAUAGUGACACAGAAAGAAAGGGUGAUGAAGAAGCAGGAGGGAUAAUACAUAAACCACCAGAAAGUUUAGAGGUUGCUAGUGAUGAAAGUGAUUAUGAAGAUGGAGUUCAAAGAGAUUCUAGAAGUAUAACAUUGAAAAUGGUAAAGAUAUGGGAAAAUAGGCUUAAAAAAACUACGCAUAAAUCUUGUGAAACAAUUCAAGAAGUUAUUCAUGCUUUUCAUGCAGUGUUGGUGCGUGUUUCAACUGAAGAUGAUGAUGAAGGUGCUAAAUACGUUGUUACUGGAAGUGCAGUUUUUAAUGCUGUUAUACAACUGUGUGUGUUGGAAUUACAACCUGCUCUCAAAAAGUUUUUGAGAAUCCCAAGCGGCAAGCAUGUUGAUCCAUCAAAGAGCAAGUCACAGUGGACUAAAGUAUCAAAGAAUAUAAGUGGUUACAUAUCUGAUCUUGUUAAGCUUUUGGGUGGUGUUUCUUCUACAAGCAUCCUAGCUGUGAUGCUUAAGCAUUUGCAUCAAAUGGUUCCUUUUGCUGCGUGUUUUCCCAAGCUCUCCCAUCCAAUUUUAAAGAAAUUGGUUAUUCUUUGGUCUACUAAUGAGGAUUCUGUUCGUGUUAUAGCAUUUUUGUGCAUUCUCAGACUUACUACACACCAGCAGAACAAAAUACUGGAGAAAUUGUUGAAGAUGAUGUAUUUGUCAUUUAUUCGAAAUUGCAAAUUUGUUUCCCCAAGUACCCUACCAGCCAUUAAUUUUAUGCGUCGAUCACUUGUGGAAAUAUUAGCAUUGGAUGUUAAUGUAUCUUACCAACAUGCAUUUCUUUACAUAAGACAACUUGCGAUACAUCUACGGAAUGCUAUAGCUGUGAAUAAGAAGGAAAAUAUUCAAGCUGUGUACAAUUGGCAAUUUAUUAAUUCCAUUCAUCUAUGGGCUGAUCUUUUGGGAGCAACUGCAAAUAAUCCGCAGUUGCAAAGUCUGGUAUAUCCUCUUGUUCAGGUGACAAUAGGUGUAAUUAAACUUGUGCCUACUCCUCAAUAUUUCCCUCUCAGGUUUCAUUGUACACAAAUUCUCAUUGAAUUAUCAAAGAGGUCUUGCACUUAUAUCCCUGUUAUGCCGCUCUUGUUGGAGGUUUUGAAUACAUAUGAUUUUAAUAAGAGACACACAAAAGUUUCUAUGAAGCCUAUGGUAUUUACAUUUGUUGUUCGUUCUUCAAAAUCUGAUAUGUCGGAGAAUGGCUUCAAAGAUGUUAUAAUUGACACCAUUUAUAAGCAGAUAUUAGAGCAUUUAAGUAAUGAAGCACACAGCAUAUCCUUUCCAGACUUGAUUAUCCCAGCUGCCUCACAGAUUAAAGAAUUUCUUAAAAAGUGCAAGGUGCAUAAUUACUGUCGAAAGAUGAAACAAUUGUUUGACAAAAUUAUGGAAAAUGCACAAGUAGUGGAAAGUGAGAGGCAAAAGGUGAAUUUUAAACUCAGUGACCAAAAAUCAAUUGCUGCUUGGGAAUCACAGCUGAAGUUGAAGGGUACUCCUAUGUCAAAGUUUUAUGAAAAUUGGAUCAAGAUGUAUUCAAUUCAGCAGGCUAAGAAAGCUACGAGAAAUGAUGAGAUUGGAGAUUUCAAUUUACCAGUAUUGAAAAAGAGAACUCAUGAAGCGAAACCAAAGCCUGAAGGACCAGUUGUUUUGUUUCCAUCAGAUGAUUCUGAUAGUGAUGUUAAUUUGCCAGAGAUCAAUGGAACUGAUGAAGAUGGACCAAGAAACAAGAGAGGAAAACGUGGCAGUAGAAGUGGCCAAAGAAACGGGAAGAUUGUCAAACCAGUGAAUACUAGUAAUUCUCAGAAAAUGAACAAUGUUAAUUUAGACUUAGAUGAUCAAGAAGAUAUUGUGGAAGAUCUAAAAUUAGAAGAUCUUCAAUAGUGUAUUGUUUACACAGAUUUGUUUGUUGUAUAUAUUGUUUCAAAAUUGUGAUAAUAAAUUGUUUUAAUACAUGGUGAAGUUUUUGUAUCCCUUUUCUGGUAUCUGAAGUUCUAUUGACGUUUUAAAUAAGCCGGAUAGUGUUUAGUAAGUUUUCUUUGCAA
Messenger RNA from Gryllus bimaculatus (two-spotted cricket), 2897 nucleotides. The record is from the annotation of a GenBank genome assembly. Lineage: Eukaryota; Metazoa; Arthropoda; Insecta; Orthoptera; Gryllidae.